AUGGACGGAAUCGGGCCUGAAGUUGAGGUGUUCGCGAACAUUCUCGACGAUUGCCUGGCGAAUCAAGGCACCGAUGACGACAAACGCGCAAGGGUCUUGGGGCUGGUAAAUGCAUACCACGACUAUGCCGCCGAAAAGCUGUCGCAGCUGCGCAAGCCACGCCGCCAGAACUCAAUUGGCGACAACGAGAUGGACCUGGACGAUGAAGAAGAGGCCGAGGCUGCGGCAAAUUCAGAAGAGAUUCGAGUAUGGGAGCAAGAAAGACAGACAUGGGAUCUCGUUCGUCGCCUUAUCCCCCUGAGAUAUUCGGUCCGAACCUCGACGAACCAGCAGGCUACGAACAAUGGAGAAGAUCUGUGGAGGGCAUUCCUCGCAAACGACCAGUUGGCCACGGAGAGGAAGACCAUUCUCGAAUGGUUACAACAAGGCGCGAGAGCUGGCCCUGACAUCGACGACCUCGUACGAGAGCUCCAGCAAAACGCCGACAGAGGGGACAUCAUCGCUCACGGUUGGAUACACACAAGGUCUGCCAUCAAGUUGCAGAAGAGUGUGAUUGGUUCUUCACGCCCGCUUGAUGUGCAUUUUCCGGAGGUCGCACGCUCUCUAGUCAACUCAGACAAGGCGCCACUCGUUGCCGAACUAGACCCAGACUCUGUGAUCAGACAAGGCCGGAAGCUGGAGCCACAGGAUGAGUACUUUGAGAGGGCCAUCUGGGUGGGCUGCUUCCAGCUUCUUCGAAGAGGCUGUAGUUUAGAGACUACGCGGGAGUGGUGCUUGGAGAGGACGGAGAUUUGGAGGGCUGUGUCCAUGUCCGCCUUGCCUCUUGCAAAUGACCAUGGGGAGACCAUGCUUGUUGACGACCCUUCAGCGCUUGCUCUUUGGAGACGCAUGUGUUUUGCCCUUGCUCGUCAAGGAGGUACCGAUGAUAUCGAGAGAGCAGUAUAUGGGGUGCUGUCAGGAGACAUACCUAGCGUGCAAAGGGUAUGCCAGACUUGGGACGACUUCAUGUUCAUGCACUACAACGCUCUGGUUCGCACGCAGUUCGACACUUUCCUCCUAAGCCAAUGCUCCCCGGAAGCAUCAUCAACCAUCCGGUCAUCAUUCGCCGCUUUUGACGCAGUCCAGUUCCAUGGCGAUGCCGCAACGUUGGAGCAACGCUUGAUCCGCAACCUUGAGACAAGCCCGCACACGAGCAAGGAAGCUCUGGAGCCUAUCAAGGCACUACAGGCCGCCAUUAUCUCGAAAGACCUCCAACGACACUUCUACGAGCAGGGUGUGGCCAUCACACAGAAGGCGAAUUCCAAGGAGGCAUCUGCGCUCAUGCCCGAUCAUAACUGUCGCAACGUCGACGUAGUGACGGAAAAGUUCGCCGACAUCAAGAAUCCUGAUGGCCUGCGAAUUGCUGUUCACGCACUCAUCAUCUUUGAUACGCUGGAUAAACUCGGCACUCUGAAAACAAACACCGUAACAAUGAGUUCGGAUCAUGACCGUCGUGAAUUGCAAGAGAACACGAUUACGCAGUACAUUAGCUUGCUCCGUCUAGCAGGCUUGGAGGAGUUGAUACCACUGUACUGCUCCAGGCUUCACCCAUCGAGAGCCUUCCAAGUGUUGAGCACAAACCUACUUCCCAUCACCGAUAGCGAAGCUCGUCAGGAGCAGCUCGCCUUCAUUCACAAAGCAGGACUGGACGUGGUGGAAUUCGUCAAGGCACAACCACAGUUCUUGUUCCAGACCUUGGACCCCGAUACUGCGCAAAACGGCGCCAUGCGGGAGUUCCAGAUCAUGGACGAUGGCCCGGCGUCCUUGAAGUACGGACGUUCCAUCAAAACAGACUUCUUCGGUGAAGAUCCCGAAUCCAUUGAUUCGGUCGACGAGCGGUUGAUCCGCAUUUUGCGUAUGCGCUCAAGCGAUUUCCCUGAGCAAGCAGAAGACGAACUCUGGUGGACACAAGAUGGAGAAUUCUGGGUUAACCAGCUCGAAGGCGCGGGUGCGAUGGACCUCUCGCCAAGUCAAGUAGUAUCGGACGCCAAGGUAUUACACGAACUUGAGUGUCUUGUCAGAGCCUUGGACACAAUGGAGACUGUCGCUUCACUGGCGGAACUGUCAAGAGAGUAUGGAGACCUGACCUUUGGCUACAGCAUCUUGCUAACCACUUGCAGGGACCCGUCUGUCAAACGAGAUUUCUGGGCGAAGGUUGGCAACGAGGUUAAGGCAGCCAAAGAACACGUACGACCGCUACUGGAUGACUGGCUUGGUUGUCAAGGUAAUCCGUACUCCUCAUCUCACGUCUUCCAGAGAACUGAUACGCUCGUGACAGAAGAUCAAGACUUACAAGCGCUGCGGGAAGCAUAUCUUCCUGAGACACUUCUCGCCUACGUCAGCACGCUCCAUUUCGCCGGCACGACGCUGACGAGGGAUAACUUUUUGGAAUGUAUGGAGCUGGCGGCUACUAUUGCGGAGAAGGGCUCCGAUGUGGCAGAGUGCUUCAUCAAGGCUAAGAGAAUGAAGGAACUGGUCGAGUGUUUUGCUGCCUGCAGCAAAGCUCUGGCCGUCGCAUCGGGGGAGAAGAAGGCGGCUAAUUCGAGUAGCAAGAAGCUACGUGAAAUGGGGUGGUCGCGGGAUCUUUGGUCCGUAAAGCACUAA
Colletotrichum fioriniae is the source of this 2643-nucleotide messenger RNA. NCBI's taxonomy places the organism in Eukaryota, Fungi, Ascomycota, Sordariomycetes, Glomerellales, Glomerellaceae. The record is from RefSeq and is a predicted model, not a curated record.